Messenger RNA from Schistocerca serialis cubense, 1014 nucleotides. RefSeq lists its product as uncharacterized. The record is from RefSeq and is a predicted model, not a curated record. NCBI's taxonomy places the organism in Eukaryota, Metazoa, Arthropoda, Insecta, Orthoptera, Acrididae. Bases 1 to 1014 code for a protein of 337 amino acids. The transcript has 5 exons.
AUGACCCCACGACCUCUGUCUGCAAGUGCUCCGCACGUCCACCUGCCGUCCCGUGCCGGCUCUGCACGCGGCCUCUGCAGCCUACAGUCUGCACCGCACGCGUCCGGCAGUCGCGAAAUCGUCGACUCCCUGCUGAUAACCGACCCACAGGAAGGACCAGAGAACCUGCCCACCACCACCACGUGUUACAAGAGCGUCAUCCCCGCCACACUGCUGCGAAGACACUCAGGCCCCCCUCUCAUCGCGUCGAGGAUAAAAGACGACAGUGAACGGAAAAAUGCAACGCGGCCGUCGCGCCCGCCUGAGAACACGGGCCCACCAGUGUGGAGAGCAAAGCUGCGAGCCCGCAGCACUCCCCAGCACGCCGCCAGCCGCCGCCGAAUGCUCGCGUCGGGAACCGCGAACUGUCGAUGGAUAAGGGGGGCGGGCAAGAUUUUGCAGGGGCGUGUCACCUGCGCCGCUCUCCGCGGGGCGGGUCAGUGCAGGCCGCUGCGGCCUCUGGCGACCACCCCGUCCGCAGCCUCGAGGCAGCGGCAGUCCGGUCGGCCAGACUCCUCCCGGACCCCGGCACGUGGCCACUGCCGGGCUGCGGCGGGCCACAGCCGAGGACCGGGGCGGCUGUCGCCGCAGCCGCUCGGGCACGGGGCCGCCCAGCCGCCCAGCACGCGUCGCGCCUCCCGCAGCAGUGCGACUGGGCCGUCCGACUCGGGCUCGUGCUGGCGGCCGUCUCACCUCGCACUGCUCGGGCUGCGGUCCAGCUCCAGCGUCCAGCUCCAACCGGCCGCGUGCGCCCACCCGCGGCCUGUGCUGGAGGGCGAAGGAGCGAGCCGCCCCGGCUGGCAGGCAGCGCGGCCGCGCACUCCCCAGUCGCCGAGUCGUCACAACCUCUGCAGUAGUGGAACUGAGUCCACUCCAUUGGCGACAACUCACUUGCUACUGUGGUCCGCCAGUCCGACGGCACGCCUCAGGUCGACGGCCGCACAGCCGCAGCCGCAGCCGUCCUCCGCCGCGUAG